Molecule: messenger RNA, 1611 nt
Organism: Coprinopsis cinerea okayama7#130
Lineage: Eukaryota; Fungi; Basidiomycota; Agaricomycetes; Agaricales; Psathyrellaceae
Exons: 13
Coding region: 1-1611 (536 amino acids)
Biological process (GO): secondary metabolic process
Molecular function (GO): CoA-ligase activity
Source: RefSeq, a predicted model, not a curated record
AUGAGGCCGGCUCGAGUCGGCCAGCAGCCACCCUCUUUGCUGGCGCACUCUCUCCCCGUCUCUUCCCAUCCCAACGCCCACCAUUACGACCGCGCUAUCAUGGAAUUCACCUCACCCAUUCCGUUACCCCCAAUCCCUGACGAUGUAACUCUGCAAAAGUUUCUCAUGGAACUUGACCAUGUCGCAAAACCCCAUCGUGGUUUUGACAUUCCUUUGAUGAUUGACCCUGACACUGGGAGGAGGGUGACUUGGCAUGAAGUUCAAGACAGAUCCCUCCACCUUGCCAAUGGCUUGUUUCUCAAAUACGGACUCCGCCGAGAUGACGUUGUCCUCAUCGUCAGUCGCAACCAUGUCGACUUUCCAAUCAUCACAUUUGCCGUCCACAAGCUAGGCGGCAUCGUCUCCGGUGCAAACCCAGACUUCUCAGCCGACGAACUCUCCUAUAUAACUCAAGAAUCCAAAUCCACACUCCUCAUCGUCCAUCCUGACUGCCUCGACCGAGCAAUCCAAGCCGCGUCUAAAAACUCGAUCCCACUUCGGAACGUCGUUCUACUGGAAGCUGCCAGGAGUUCUUCGAUAAAGGGCAGCUUCGAAACCAUUGACGGGCUAAUCUCUUACAGCAAAUCUACGAGACUCAUCUCGUUCACUGAGAUCAAGUUCGCACCUGGCGAAGCGAAAACAAAGAUCGCUUGUCUGAGCUUUUCGUCUGGGACGACAGGUCGUCCAAAGGCCGUAGCACUCUCUCACUUUGGUCUCGUCGCCAAUGUGGUCCAAUUCUCCGUACACCAUAAGAUGAACCGAAAGGAUCUGCCACCCGACUCUGAAGAACGGAGAUACCGAGUAGGGGAUGUCGUUCUUGGGAUUGUUGUACCAAAAUUCGGCUUCACGGAUAUGUUGAAGAUCAUUCAGACAUACAGAGUUUCGCAUCUGUACAUUGUACCUCCAAUCGCACUUCUACUCUGCAAGGACCCAGCCGUGAAGCGAUACGACCUUUCGAGUAUUCGAUUUAUGCUUUCGGGCGCAGCGCCUCUCUCCCAUGAGCUACAGAAACAACUGCAAGAUACGUUCCCCCGUGCACACAUCGGUCAGGCCUUUGGUGAGUUUCUCAGCAUUCCGAUCAAUGCAAAGAGCACCUCCGCUCCCGUCGUGCUCGUGCAAAAGAAGCUCCCGCAAGUUCACUCAUACAUGUACUUCCACCCAGGAAUGACGGAAACAACCACGGCUGUUACCAUGUUCUCUAUCGAGAAUAGGUCAGGCGUGCCAGGAGGAAGUGGAAUUCUUAUGCCCGGCGUAACAGCGAGGGUUGUGAAACCCGAUGGAACGCUGGCUGGGUACGACGAGGUUGGCGAGAUUUGGAUCAAAUCACCCUCGAUUGCACUGCGGUAUACGAACGACAAGGAAGCGACGGAAGAGACGUUUGUUGAUGGGUGGGUCAGGACGGGAGACCAAGUUACGAUUGAUCGACAUGGGGAAGUACGUGUGAUGGAUCGACUGAAGGAAAUGAUCAAGGCACGUCUCCUCCCCAGGCAUCAAAUUGCCUCUCUUACCGUUACCACCGACAGGUCAAAGGCUUCCAGGUGGCACCCGCCGAGCUCGAAGGAUGUCUCCUAG